Molecule: messenger RNA, 1386 nt
Organism: Hermetia illucens (black soldier fly)
Lineage: Eukaryota; Metazoa; Arthropoda; Insecta; Diptera; Stratiomyidae
Exons: 3
Coding region: 91-1353 (420 amino acids)
Biological process (GO): apoptotic DNA fragmentation
Cellular component (GO): nucleus; mitochondrial inner membrane
Molecular function (GO): nucleic acid binding; single-stranded DNA endonuclease activity; metal ion binding
Source: RefSeq, a predicted model, not a curated record
GAUACUUGUCGACCUGUUCUUGGCAAGAAUAUAAUUCAGUUUUCUGGCUCGGGUUGAGCAGAAAGUAGCAUUCGUCUAUAUAUCGUAAAAAUGGUCGCUCAUCGCUGCGUUAUUUUUAAAAUCUUGUUCAUAUUUCUCUUGUGUGGGAGUGUUAUUUGUGCCAAUUCAAAAAAUAGACAGCAAAGAGGAUGCCAAAUCAAACUCCCUACGGACAUACCAAAAGGCGAACCCCUAUACCUUAGUGGCAACCCAGGGAGAUUCCGGUUAUUUAAACCAAUCAAUCAGACAAACCACUUAGCUGUGAAUUCAAAGCUAACUCUCUUCUGUCCUGGCCGCCGUAACACUCUUCUGAACUCACCAAAUAAUAGUACUGAAUUGACCUGUGGAAGUGGAAAUCGAUUCGUCAAUGAAAAUGGUCACGAGGUGAAUCUAUCACAAUUCAACUGUACUCGCGGUAUUGAAGGAGAUCUACAUAUGACCCGAGAAAAAUGCUCCAGUAACCGUGGAUAUAUUUAUGAUAUCGGUUUUCGGAUAGAUAGUCGAAAUUUUUUGACCGUCUUCAAGGUGUGCUACGACAAUUCUUCGGAAACAACAUUUUUCAGUACACAUCAUAUAAAUGGUCCUGUAGUGAAAUAUUUCGUGAAGGACAGCAGACGGCGUAAUUUCAAAACAACCGGAAUGUCCGCAACCACGAAAGCCGACAAAGUCUACAACAAAAAGAGUCAAAUCGACCGUUUCAGCGAUAUCUUUGGCACCCAACAAAUUUAUAUAAAUAAUUCAAUGCAUCUAUCCCGAGGACACCUAACACCCGAUGCUGACUUUGUAUUCCCCAACUUCCAGCUUGCAACCUAUUUUUACGUAAACGUUGCUCCUGAAUUCCAAUCAGUAAAUGGUGGAAAUUGGGCUCGAAUCGAAUUCAUGGCACGUGAAUUGGCAUCAGAUUACAAGUCUGACUUCACCAUUUAUACAGGAAUCUUUGAAACUCUUUCCCUUCCUAACCGAUUGGGUCAACCGGUCGAAAUAUUCUUAGAUAGUAAUCAUAAGAUAAAUGCUCCAAAAUGGUUUUGGAAGGUCAUUAAAAAUGAAAGGCUCGAUGCUGGCAUUGUUAUGAUCACCCUCAAUAAUCCCUUCGCUAAACGAGAUGAAAUUGUGGAAUUUUGCCCGAAUGUGUGUAAAAGGGCCUCAUUGACAUCAAAACACUUUGAAAUUAUUAAGAAAGGAUACACUUUCUGCUGUGAAGUGAAUGCCUUUAAGAAUGUGGUGCAUGACUUGCCAAGAAAUUUUACAGCUCCUAACUUAUUGGAGUGCGCGAAGGCAAAUUAUCUAUUUGAUAAUGAAGUUCAAUUGCAAUAAAUUUCAUAUUUAUUAUAAUAUAAAUUAUUCUUA